UAGGUAUCUGGCAGGUCCCUCUCUCCCCCGGAUUUGAUGCUGUCUUGGCUGAGGCUGCGAUUAUUGUCUGUACUCGAUGCUACUCCGCUCCUGCCACUGAUGUGUGCUGAUGAUGGUCGUCGGCACGAUUUUCGCGAAGAGGAGGAGAGGAAACGCGAAACUCGCCAGCAUCAGGCGAUAAGACAACGACAAGCUACACACAGCCUAGCCUGGGCCCUGGACUGGACUGGACUCAAAAGUAGCGGCUUGAACGUAACUCGAGCGGCGCGAGUUUUCCUCUCAGCUGAACAGGUAAUCAUGGAUAAGGAAGUGGUGGAGAUCAGUAGCGAGACUACUGCUACUACCGCUACUGCUCCUACAACUCCCACAGCUACUUCUACUAGUAAUACCUCCACAAAUACUAUGGCAAACGAAGAAGUUCUAGAAUGUAAAAAGGAACCUGUUUAUCAGAAUACCCUUCAAGUUGUUCGGGUACCAGUGAAACAUGCCAAUUUAGGAAUAAGGAGUCCAGCUAUGGAUAUGAGCACCAUGGUGGAGUUGACUUCAUUCAGUACCUUAGGCAAGAUUCAACCUUUCCUUGUGACUAUUUCUGCCACUGCUGCUCUUCUCGUUGAUCUGCAUUGUCACCUCACUGACAAAGAAGUUUGUGGAUAUUUGGGAGGUCACUGGGAUAUAAAUGCACACAAUUUAUCAAUACUUGGAGCAUAUCCUUGUCGCUAUGCUGGAAAGGACAAAACUGCAGCUGCAGCUGUGGAGGCUGAGAUCUCUCGCGCCAUGGAGUGGAAGAGGAUGACUCUGGUUGGCUGGUAUCACUCUCACCCCCGUUCUCAUGCUUCCCCAUCACUGAGAGAUGUUGAUGCACAAUUAGAUUAUGAAAUUAAAAUGAAAGGACCCAGUGAUAAUGGUUACACACCCUGUGUAGGAUUAAUUUGCUCUCCAUACAACACAGAUGCUAAUUGUUAUGAGUCAAAUUUCAACGUCUUCUGGUCAAUGCCACCACCUGAAAAUAGACCUCAUGAAUAUCCCAGGCCAAUGCUCCUUAGCUAUACAUUGUCACAGGAGCAGUACAUUUCACAAGAUGCUCUAGAAGAAAUUAAAAAAUGCAUAGAGUACUACAAAUUUGAAGGAGGUAUUGACUUUACCUCGAAAUUGCAUGGUAACACGACUUACUUAGAAAGACUCAAGAAUUCCCUGGCGUCAAAGCUUCCGGGUCGAAACAAUCGAACAAACAGUUCCUAUUGGGACCUGAUCAAAGAGAUGAUCGCUCCGGGCUACGACGACGGCUCAGAAUCUCCCUUCGCCAACAUGAAGUUCCCUCUGAUGAACGAUCCGAUCGCCCAAGCCACCGGAAUAACUCCAGCAGCCAACGUCUUCCUGACCCCAGUGGGCUUUAAACCAGAAAACUCCAUCUCCGCCGUGCAAAAGGCCUACGCGAUGCAACAGCGCUCGGAGAGCACCUCCGAGAGCAACAAUCACAAGGACUCGAGCCCAUCGAAACACUCGCCUCAUAUUAUCACUACUCCAGACGGUAUUCCCACGUUCCGGACGGGUGAGCUGACGGUUUCUGUGAAGAACGCGAAAAAUUCUAAGAGCGAGUACGAUCACGGGCCGACCGACCUUGCCAAGAUGGACUUCAAGGAUCGACUCGACUGGAUGGAACUUGCGAGACUCAACGAGUUGCAAGACCUCUCCAAGGUCCCUAACUACAUAUCCGAAGAAUUCGCCAAACUGACUGGUGUUUCAUUCUCAGAACUCGCCAAACCCAUGUCCUCCUCGGCUUACAGCCGUACCAUCGCCAGUAUGCUGGCCAAUAUUCCUCCGGGUAAAAACCUCCCGUCCGAACAGUCCGAGAGCAACGACAGGAGAUCUGGAGACUUCCCGGACAUCUCAAUUCCGUUCAAGCCUCCAACUUCCUCGUCACCUGCGCCCAAAGCAGAGUCGAAUCGAUCAAACACGAGUGCAGAAGAUUAUUCGACGACGAGCGAGAAGAAGAAGCCGCCACCGGCUGAGCCAAUGGACACUUCAGGAAGCUUCUCCGGAACAGAGGAUCUGUCUAUGUCUAGUUCGAAACCCGAUUUCGGGACGACAAUCGACAUGAGCACGAAGAAGCAGCAGCAUUCGAUCGACUCCGGAGACUCUCUGAAUCUUUCCAAGGAUCGUCAAUAGCAGAGCUAAGUGAAUGCCAAAGUCCGAUUUUACCGACCCUUCGAUUUGUAAGGCACGCUGCGUAAUUUUGUGUUAUUCUGAAAAGAGAUUUAAGAUUAUUUUACGAUGUGGAUCAUCACUUUCAAUGUUUUAGAAUUUUAAAACUGAUCUUGCUGAUAGCUGCUUUCCGAGCUAUUUCAAAUUUCAUCAUGAUCAUGUACUUUGGAUUUGCAAUGUAAAAUCGUUGCCAAUAAGAAAACAAAAAAGACAACAACAGUCAUAGGAUUUCAGAAUAGCAGCAGUAAAUUACGCAUAAUAGUUGCGAAAAUCGAAGUCUCGGUAAAAUAGGUAACGGAUACCACUCCAGGAACAUCGAAAUAACGCCUGAAGUGACUUUAAACUUUGACAAUGACACGAACUCUCACGUGUGAACAAUUUUUUAUUCCCGGAUGUGCGAGAUGCGUCGUCGUCGCCUUGAUCUUUUUAUAAAAGACUUCAUCUAUUCAAAGUAUUUUAAGGAAACGGGGUGAGAACAAGCUACAUAGAUUUUUUGGUACUUAAUAUUUAUGUUAAAAAUUGUAACAUAGGUAUCUUCAUUAGCUGAUUUUUUUCUCAACGCAUUUUUAAAAUCUCAUUUUCGAAGUAUUAUUUUUUAUUCCGUUAAGGUAAUCGUAGUAUUAAAGCUUUUUAACUUCAUGAUAUUACAAUUGUGAUAAAAAUCACAGGGAUCUCGUCUUUUCCAUGAAAGGAUAAAUACGUUACUAAUUUUUAUUUUAGCGUUUUUUAUGUGUUGUGCAGCCAGGCUAAUCAAUUUUAGAAAAUGAAUUUUUGUCUAAAAACUAAUUCUGUUACUAUUGCGUGUUUUGUUUAUUUAUGUCAUCUGCCAAUCGUUAUCAAUUGUAGAUACAAAUAUUUAAAAAACUGCUAAAUAUCGAGUGACAAUUAAUGAAAUCGUCCAUUUUAGAACAGUCAACUGAUAUUAUCGUACAUAACAAAUAAUCUUGAAAUUCCAUGCUAGAACUUUUAUUGAUAUUGUGAAACUGCUGUUAUCAGUAGUUGAACCGUGUGUAAAGAGAUUUAAUGGCGAUUAAAACUGUUUAACUCAUCCUAACAGGUUUAGUACUAGUGAUAGUUGUCUCAUAAAUUGUUUUUAAGGCGAUUUAAUUCGUUCAUCACUGAACCUGUUAAUUUACUUAAUUCCGAAUAAGUAGCACAGCUUUUUGAAUACUCUAUAAAAAACAAUUUGUAAAACAAAUACUUAAAUGUGAUUGUACAUACAAGUAGCUCUAUGAUCAAUAUAAUAGUUCUCGUUCAAAACACACUGACAAAUUUUUCUAUUUUAUGGAAAAACAAACCAAUUACUACUAGUGACAUAAAUAAACGAAAAAAAAAAUGUAACUGCUCAGCGGUAAAAUCAACUCAGACUACAAAAUCGUAUUCUUAUGAACAGCGUAAAUCGGUCUGAAAUGCCCGAGGAUCUUUGAACAAGAUUCUAUGUAAUAUGCAAUAAGAAUAAAAAUGACUUUAACAGGUUUAUCGCAAUGAACAAACCGACUGUGUACUGUAUUAUGUAUAAUAAACAUUUAAAAAAGAA
Messenger RNA from Nasonia vitripennis (jewel wasp), 3739 nucleotides. RefSeq lists its product as uncharacterized. The transcript has 7 exons. Gene Ontology annotation, cellular component: BRCA1-A complex; BRISC complex. The record is from RefSeq and is a predicted model, not a curated record. Lineage: Eukaryota; Metazoa; Arthropoda; Insecta; Hymenoptera; Pteromalidae. Gene Ontology annotation, molecular function: polyubiquitin modification-dependent protein binding; metallopeptidase activity. The coding region runs from base 37 to 2166 and encodes 709 amino acids. Gene Ontology annotation, biological process: double-strand break repair.